This is a messenger RNA of Dreissena polymorpha, 3291 nucleotides long. RefSeq lists its product as uncharacterized. The record is from RefSeq and is a predicted model, not a curated record. The coding region runs from base 165 to 1424 and encodes 419 amino acids. Lineage: Eukaryota; Metazoa; Mollusca; Bivalvia; Myida; Dreissenidae. The transcript is spliced from 7 exons.
GUGCUCACAAGGCGAACGUGAAGAUUGAAAAACCCGAUGCAAGCCGGAAAGAACACAGAAGUGACGUAGAUGCUGCGUUGGUUAUUCAGAGUACAUAUAGGAAGUGGCGAUGUCAGAAAGUCUAUCACCAGUUGCGCAAAUACAAGGAAAAGAAAGAACUGCAAAUGAUUUACUUUGGGCAACAGGUGGAAGCAUAUAUUGGUGAGCUAAAGCAAAUUUUAGAUAAAAAUAAUUUCUCUGCCAAACCCGUUCCACUGCCAGAAUCUCAGAAAAUGGCAACAGCACCACAAUCGGAACCAAGUUCCGCUACCGUCGCCUCCAAAACAAACGGUCAGUCCAAAAGGACCCUGGCAACUGUCGCUAAGCAGCAGCUUUUGGCCGCAGCUAAACCGGAUGUUAGCGAAGAACGAUUGGAACACAUGCAAAAGAUGAAACAGAAGAAAUCGCUGCUUUCUGAAACGGAAAUGAGCUAUUAUUCUCAGCUGAACACCAAAGAUGAAAAUGACAAUUUGCACAAACCGGAAAAUAAUCAUGACGACCAACUAGCUGAGGUUGCAACUGAUGACAUAGCAACAGUGAACUCAAAGAAAAAAGUGAAGAGAGUGAUGUCAGUAGAGGUCGAGACGUACUACAGCAACAUAGCGAAGAAAUCUGCUGCGAAGGAGGAAAAAGAAGAUGCACUGAUGCUGGGUGAAACUGCUGCUACGAUGUCUAGUAAACAUAUUGAAGAUUGGGACAUGCCUUUAAGACAUGCAAAAGACAGAAUCCUCUCUACACCAAGCUUAAAUGUUCACGAUCCACUUCCGAAUGAUCAACACUCGAUCGACGAUGACUUCACAACGGACCGAGAGGAAUUCUUUCAGGAAUCUACUAAAGAUGACCUAGUGCGAACUCUCCAAGAACAGUAUAGACAAAGUGCGAAAGGAAAAUGGACUCUGCUACAGCAUAUAUUUCAUGCAGGACAUUUUAAAUCAUGGGUCCAAGUUCCUGAUAACGAAGAUGACCUUGACGUUGAGGUCACCAAUGAAGACACCGUUCAAAAGGAAUCGUAUGGCAAUGCUAGCCAGUACGAUUCACCAUCAUUAAGACCUCGAAAAACAAUAAUCAAUGUAAAUAACGAUAAUAAGAGUGACUUUCCUCCAUCGCAAAAAACCUUUUCCGUUCGACCAGCACUGAGAGUCAAUUUUUCCACAAGUGAACCAACCAUAAUUGGUGCUGAUGACGCGUCAGAGCCAUCAACUCCGCCUUUUACCAACGGAUAUGCUCGGGAUGUUGUGAAUUACCGAGGUAUUUUGAAACGCACUGAUAUCGACCUCGAAUCAUUAAGACAUACGGAAAGCACCGGAGAGAAACCUGUGUAUGACUUUAGAAAACUAUUGCGAAAAACUGGGAGACUGGAAUUGAUCGCAGCAAGUAAUAACUAAUUGCGUUGUUGGUAUUUGUUGAUUUGAAAUGACCUAUUAAACAUUUCACCUGUAUUAGAUCAAACACUUGUGUUACAUUCUUGAUCAAUGGAAGGACUAUAUCUUGAUAUAAACAAUAUGAGUAGUUUUUAUUUAAAUAUACUUAUUAAAUAUUAGCCGUUCCUUUUCCAUUUCCGACAAAAGCGAUGAAAUUUUUAGAUUGCUAUGCUUUAACAUGAUUUGCAAUUCUGUUGUGUUUUGUAUGUAUGUUCUUGAUUUUCUUGUUGUUGUGUCUUGUUAUAUGAUCAACAUUUAUUAGCUCGGCUGUUUUCGGAGAAAACCCGAGGUAUUGUCAUAGCCAGCUCGCCGUCCGACGUCCACCGUCCGACGUCCCCCGUCCGCCGUCCGCCGUAGGCGUCGUGCUAAAACCUUAACAUUGGCUCUAAAAUCAAAGUGCUUCCACCUACAUGCCACACCCAUUUUUGGUUCACUAGGUCAAAGGUCAAGGUCACUGUGACCUCUAAUAUAAAACUUAAACAUAGGCUUUAAAAUCAAAGUGCUUCCACCUACAACUUUGAAACUUCAUAUGUAGAUGCACCUUGAUGAGUUCUACACGCCACAUUUUUGGGUCACUAGGUCAAAGGUCAAGGUCACUCUGGUCACUGUGACCUCUAAUGUAAAACUUUAACAUAAACCUUUACAUUCGCUUUAAAAUCAAAGUGCUUCCACCUACAACUUUGAAACUUUAUAUGUACAUGCACCUUGAUGAGUUCUACACGCCACACCCAUUUUUGGGUCACUAGGUCAAAGGUCAAGGUCGCUGUGACCUCUAAUAUAAACCUUUACAUGCGCUCUAAAAUCAAAGUGCUUCCACCUACAACUUUGAAACUUCAUAUGUAAAUUCACCUUUCUACACGCCACACCCAUUUUUGGCUUGGCUGUUUUCGGAGAAAACCCGAGGUAUUGUCAUAUCAAGCUUGUCGUCCGCAGUCGUGCUAAAACCUUAACAUUGGCUCUAAAAUCAAAGUGCUUCCACCUACAACUUUGAAACUUCAUAAAUAGAUGCACCUUGAUGAGUUCUAAACGCCACACCCAAUUUUGGGUCACUAGGUCAAAGGUCAAGGUCACCGUGACCUAAAAAAAAAUCUUACAAGCUUUCGCAGCCGAGCGUUGGCACCCGUUAUGCGGUGCUCUUGUUGUAAAUUUGUUAUUAGAAAAAGCAAUAUGAACAUUAUUUAUAACGGUAUGAUGUUGAAAUAUGCAAUAUUUUACACAGUUUCCUCCUUGAAAUAUGCAUAUCUAUUUAUUAUCGCACUGUUGAUUUCUUUAAAGGGGUCUGCAAACAGUUUGGUAAAAUGACACUGUAAAAAAACUGUCAAAGAUUCCCCAAAAAUGCAUGCAAAAUAUUCAAAGAAGCAAACUAACACCCCUACUUAGACAAAUGUGUAUAUAUGCCCAAUUAUUGAUUGUCAGCAUUCAAAAUUAUAAAAAUCAUAAAGCGUUUUUAACGCUUCGCACUGAUAAUUUAGCGAAAUGGUAUAUAACCGACAUAGCGUUUAAAGUACGAAUCACAAUAACAUCCUGAUUGGUGAACUGUGAGCGAGUACGCGUUUGCUUUUAGAGGUCCCUGGUUCGAACCUAUAGGCAGAUAUAUUUUGUUGUAUCGUUUACCUUGUUAUUUAUUUAUUUGAAGCUAUUACAAGUAUACAGUUCUGUAAGUAAAUACAUACAAUGUUGUUUUGUUUUAAAUACGAAAUGGGAUAAAAUGUUUCCUUUAAAAGGGACCAGUUUAUUGACAAUCACUUUAUUAUUUAAAUGUACCAGUAUAAAUCAGUUCAAUUUUCUUUUACGUUUACUAUGAAUUUUGUGAUAAUAAAAUGUCUCUUUA